AGUCGCAGUGAGUGGUUCUCGCAGUCACCUCUUGUAACUCAAAGAGUAAGAGACAAACAGAGAUAUUUUUUUGGCGCAUCAUGAGCUCAACCAGUUUGACAAUAUCAUCGAUUUUAAUAUUUACACUCAUCAAUUUUCACACUAGAGAGCUCGCUGAGGCAAGCGAUCUUCUUCGCUGCUCAACCUAUCAAGAUCUCUGCUUCCCAACUCAAGACUGCUGCCCGGGAAAAGGAUUAACAUGCAGUUCCGCAAAUUUCUGCGUUUGUGCGAGAGCUGACCAGCAGUGGGAGGAUUUUUUCGACGAGUGUCGUGACAGACCUGCGCCCCAGCCAACUCCACCCGGCAAUCAGGAUUCAAGCACCGCUUUAGGGAUAGGAUUAGCUGUUGCAAUUUUCGCCGCUUUUGGAAUUCUAGUUUUUGUUUGUUUGACGUGUAACAAAGGAAAUGAAGAAAGCAGUUUGAGGCACGUAGAAAUUCAUGCCUCCGCGCCGCCGGUGGACAACACAUGGUGUGGCCCACCAGUACUCGAAAAUACUUCUCAAGAGGAGUCUCAUUCAUGCGGCGGUCAACAUUGCAACUCUGACGACUCGCCGCCUUCCUAUGAUGACAUAAUGGGUGGCUGCGAUGACAAUGGUGCUGCUGGGGAUUAAUAUAAACAACCGAUUUUGAUCUUGAAAUAUUUUUGUAAACUCAUCGAAUUUUUUUUUUUAAAUUGACUCGCUGGCCCACUGAGAGGUAUAAAAUACAAUGAAUUGUUUUGAAACACCUGAAAAUUGUAAUUUACUAUCAACGAUUUGCAUUAUGCGUUUAUAUAAUGGAAAUCAAACUCAGAAAUCCGCGGCACAUUCAUGUUCUUUGAAAGUAUUAGGCAAACUGAACGUUUUUAAAAUUUGUACGCUUCAAUUAUGGUGAUGGUUAUAAAUAUAAAGAGCUCUCUUUAAACAUUUUUCCGUAUUUACAAGUCAAUUUUUACUCUAACUGGGACGUGUUCGUCUGCUGUUAUUAAUAUUAUUAUGCUAUUAUUAAUAUGGCAUCUGUCAUAAUGAGGCUUUAUUCAUAAUUCUACAAUUAAUGGACUGAAACUACGCAACAUUUUUUUGUUUUCAAAUGUAUUAUUAAAUAUUAAAAUAUUAUUGAAAAUAACUAAAAAAAAAUUGCUGCAGUUCGAUAAUUUUAAUGAUAAUAUUUUUUUUCUGAAUUGGAGAAGAUAAUUUAAACUUUUGAUCACUAUUUUUUUUUUUUUUUAUUUAUUAUUAUUCAUUAUUGAAAUGCAAACAAAGUACAUAAACAAAAAAGUCAAUUCUCUGAUUUGGGCACUAUUAUGCAACCUACAGGGCACCUGAUUAUUAUUAUAUUUGUAUUUUA
This is a messenger RNA of Neocloeon triangulifer, 1365 nucleotides long. RefSeq lists its product as uncharacterized. The coding region runs from base 81 to 650 and encodes 189 amino acids. The transcript is spliced from 4 exons. NCBI's taxonomy places the organism in Eukaryota, Metazoa, Arthropoda, Insecta, Ephemeroptera, Baetidae. The record is from RefSeq and is a predicted model, not a curated record.